Filobasidium floriforme is the source of this 1151-nucleotide messenger RNA. RefSeq names its product 60S ribosomal protein L17. NCBI's taxonomy places the organism in Eukaryota, Fungi, Basidiomycota, Tremellomycetes, Filobasidiales, Filobasidiaceae. The record is from RefSeq and is a predicted model, not a curated record. The coding region runs from base 69 to 917 and encodes 282 amino acids. Gene Ontology annotation, cellular component: mitochondrial large ribosomal subunit. The transcript is spliced from 4 exons. Gene Ontology annotation, molecular function: structural constituent of ribosome.
CAAGUUAGAGACCCUGAGACCUCGGUUAACAUAGCACAGAUCUUCAUAGGAACCGGAAACAACUUAAGAUGCAAGGGGUCAGCAAAAGAAGCGUCGGUCAGACCGUCAAACAGGCUCGAGCUCGAUCCGCCUCGACCGAUGCACAGGCUUCGUCGAGCUCUUCUUCAAAGUCGAAUAUCAAGGCAGCCAUGUUGAUCCAUCGAGCUCCCCUCCUCACGCCCACCCCCUCAGCUUUCGAUCAAGCCUAUCAUCAAUACUCAUCCUCUCUCCGACUUGCCCUUUCCAAUCCCAUCCCGACCGAGUUUUACUUCAAGAAAGGUUCUCUGACAGAGAGAAGGUUCUCUAGGGCACAGUGGCAGCGGGAAAAGGCAGUGUUCGGAGAAAAGCUCGCAGGGAAACAGCCAGACGUUGGCGAGCUUCCGGCCGAAGACGAAGUCAAGCUGAACGUACGGGAAAGCGAAGAGAACGUGAGCGAUGUCUCGUCGGAAUCAGCAAAGAAACUGGAGAGGAAAGGGGAUGGGAACCUGUACCUACUGGUCAAGAACAAGGAGAGUGGGAAAUGGUCGUUACCUACGGGCGGGUUACAAGGAGGAGAGGCUCUACAUGAGGCGGCAUCACGAACGGUAGCAACACAAGUCGGACAGGAAAUGGACUUGUGGUUGGUGACACGGAAGCCUGUUGGGCUGAUAUCAGAGGGUUCCGGCCAAACUUUCAUUUUCAAAUCUCACAUCCUCGCUGGCGCACCAAGCCCUACAUCAUCAUCAUCUUUUUCUGAUUACGCCUGGUUGACAAAGGAGGAGAUCCGACGGGCUCUGGGCGGUGAAGAGGUAGACGCAGGUGCAGCGGACGGGCUCGACGCGGAGACUCCCGAGAAGCCGCAAUCGGUCUGGCGUCAGGUCGAGGCCUUGUUGAGCUGAUGAAGACCGUUGACGACACUGAUGAAUAUACCAUACAACUUUGGAGCACUUUUAUGCAUGAUUUCGAAGCGUGAUCUACAAGGCAGGCACCGGGCCUUCUGGAACUUGUUCAGAUCCUCCUUUGGCGGCCGAAACGGGUUCAGGGGUCUUGGACAGCUCUCUCGUCAGACUUUCCGGUUUGCCGCCAACCGACCCCCUCUUACUCUCUUCGACAGCCAUUUGAAUGGCCUCUUU